UCUCAAACCGGAGGGUCGAGCGAGCAAACGAAAAUAUGCUUUUUUUCGCUUCUUCUUCUUUUCUUUUCUUCCUCUGCCACUUGAGCGCCAGCACUGUGAACUCGGGAACGGUCGGCGUUUGUUUCAGUCGCAGAACCACUUUCCGCUGGCUCACUGCCUUCCCUCCCGCCUCUCCAUUGAUCUCCGAGACUGUUCUCUCUCCGUCUCUCUCUGUGUGUGAACGGAGACUGCAAUGAGGUUACUCUUAGCUCCGGCUCUCUUCUUCUGUGCUCUCCUCGUCUGCUUUCCGGCCACUGAAUCAGCCAAUGGAGAUUCCAACUCCACCGCGGAGGUAAAUGCAACCCUGGAUUCCAACUCCACGAAACUCAGAUCCAGGGAGGACACCUUCGCCUUCAUGAUCGAUCGCGCACUGGAGAAGGAGUUCAAUGAGACGGACCAGGGUGAAGCCACUGAUCCCGGCAGCUUCAAUAACAGUGUUGCUGGACAGCAGGUUGUUCAAGUUCAACACUGGGCUUUAAUUGAUGGUCUUGUAACUGUUGCUCUGGCUCCAAUUGAACUAGUUUUACUAGCAGAUCUGACAACUGCCAACUCCCCUGUGAAAUAUGCCAGGUCCUUUCAGUUUCAUAGUGUUUUCAAUUUUGACAAUGAUAACCGAGGGGAAGAUGCUCCAAGAUUGAUUGAUAAAAAGGACAAUGUCUUUAUAAUAUCAAAUCCGAAGUCCAAAUAUCCUGUGCUACAACUUGACUUAACUUUGAUAUCAGAUCUAGUGGUUGUCAUCGUUUCUGCUGCUUGUGGUGGAAUAGCAUUUGCUUGUGCUGGACAACCGGUAUUUACAGGAUACCUGCUAGCAGGAUCUGUAAUUGGGCCAGGGGGCUUCAGCUUUGUCAGUGAAAUGGUACAGGUGGAGACAGUGGCACAAUUUGGUGUUAUUUUCCUCCUGUUUGCACUGGGUCUGGAGUUCUCCGUCACCAAGCUUCGAGUUGUCCGAGCAGUUGCUGUUGUUGGAGGCCUUCUCCAGAUUUCGCUCUUUAUGUGCCUUUGUGGAUUGAUAGCCUCGUUCUGUGGAGGUAAGCCUUCAGAGGGAGUAUUUGUUGGUGCAUUUCUCUCAAUGUCUUCGACUGCUGUGGUUUUGAAAUUUCUGAUGGAAAGAAAUAGCAUCAAUACCCUGUACGGUCAGGUCACUGUCGGUACCCUCAUUCUGCAGGACUGUGCUGUUGGCCUGCUGUUUGCUUUACUUCCUGUCCUUGGUGGUACAUCUGGCGUUCUUCAGGGGGUGAUAUCCAUGUCUAAAUUGUUAGUGUUGCUACUUGCAUUUUUGGCCGCUUUAACAAUUCUAUCUCGUACCUGUGUACCAUGGUUCCUAAAGCUUAUGAUCAGCUUAUCAUCACAGACUAAUGAACUCUACCAGUUGGCAUCAGUGGCAUUCUGUCUGCUUGUCGCCUGGUGUAGUGACAAGUUGGGCCUAAGCCUUGAACUGGGAUCCUUUGCUGCCGGUGUGAUGAUAUCCACGACUGAUCUUGCCCAACAUACACUCGAGCAAGUGGAACCAGUUCGCAACUUAUUUGCCGCUCUCUUUUUAGCUAGCAUUGGGAUGUUAAUACAUGUCCAAUUCCUGUGGAAUCACGUUGAUAUAUUACUUGCUUCCGUACUGUUGGUCAUUGUUGUAAAAACUAUCAUUACUGCAUCUGUAGUCAAAGGAUUCAGAUACAACAACAAAACUGCACUCCUUGUUGGGAUGACCCUCGCACAAAUUGGGGAAUUUUCCUUUGUUCUUCUAAGUCGUGCUUCUAAUCUCCAUCUGAUUGAGGGUAAAUUGUAUCUACUGCUUCUCGGAACGACAGCCCUCAGUCUGGUGACGACCCCAUUUCUUUUCAAGUUAAUUCCUGCCGUGGUACACCUUGGAGUGCUGUUGCGGUGGUUCCUUCCAGAUAGCGCCCACGAGAUUGGGUAUAAAGGAGAUAGCUUUCUGUCAGACAGCGCCAAGCGCAUAACUGUGAUGGUCCACGGCAAUCACCAUUCAUGAUUGAUGAUGAUGAUGAUGUUAUAGUAUAAGAUUCCACAUUUGCUAGGAAAAGCCAAAAAUUACCUACCUGAUGGGCUUCCUUGUUAUACUCUCUGGGGGGCAGGUGCUUAAAGAAGGCAAAGGAGGUUGAGUUUCACUGACUGUAACAGUCUAAGGCCAACUGCUCUCUAUUAUCUUCCCACACCCCAAAAGUGCAAUUGUAUAAAGAAAAAGUGCUCCCUUCCCCUCUUCUUCUCGAUGUAGCUUACACAGUCAGUCUCCCUCACCCUCCCUCCCCUGACCAGCAGCAGAAUGUUGGAUGGUAAACUCGGCAAAAUCGCGGCGACCCGGUCACAAUGUAUGUGGCUGAUGGACCAACAACACACCGCACUUCCACGCCUCCCCCCUACUUUGUAACAUGUAGUUUCUAAGCUGUAGAGUGAUUGAUAAUGUUUUUUUUCUUCUUCUUCUUCUUGGAUCUGUGUUCUUUCCCCCCCCUCAUCCUAUUGUCAAUGUUUUCAUGUCCAUUUUUGUUCAUCUUAAGUUUUAGGGUUUAGCAACAAGUAAUCCACUUUCGAAAUCCAAGUAUGGAAGUUUUAGGAAGAUCAACUAACUAUUCAGGGUGCCCCUCUACAAAAAGGAUCAGGAAUCGAGCUGGCCAUUUGGUUUUUUGUUCUCCAUUUUUCUCUCCCAAUAUUUUGUAUUUAGGGCAACAUGUCACAUGUGUAAGCUCUCUCUCGAUUCAUUAGUUGAUUCUUCCUUUUUUUGCUCUUUCUUUGUGCUUUGGCUUAGGGGAAAGUAGAGUGCACUAUAUGGCUGCAAUAUGUGAAAAGAUUUCUGCAUUACUCGGCAGACUCAUGACAGUGGUCGAUUUGGACUUAAA
Molecule: messenger RNA, 2885 nt
Organism: Linum tenue
Lineage: Eukaryota; Viridiplantae; Streptophyta; Magnoliopsida; Malpighiales; Linaceae
Source: the annotation of a GenBank genome assembly